AAGCAUUUGGCGGAAAUGUCCAUCUGCCGCUUGGAAACAAUUAAUUUAGGAAUAUAGAUCUAAACAAAGUUCAAGAAUCGUGAAAUUAGAGAGAGUCUUUUUUUUUUAAAUAUUUAAAAAUGGAUUCACCCAUAGUGGUGACUGGUUUUGAGGAACCUAAGAAAAUUACUGGAUUGUCCCGAAUACAUCCAGUGCUAGUUAAAGAGGUCAUGGGUCUGUUCAUCAGGCCUCUCUUCACAUCUCACGUCAUCUCAGAGGACGAGAUGGUGACACGCCUGCUGGCCCUGCUCGAUGCCGUAGGCAUGCGCAGCGUCGACAUCACCUUCAUCAGGAUAAACAGCAAAGGCGCAUGCGCCAAGGUCGGGCUGAGCAGCGUCGUGGCCGAGGACUACGCCAUACAGACCCAGAUGGACAGGAACUACCUUCAGCAUCUCUACGACCUUUCACAGAUAACGGACUGCGUCGACCUGCUGCGCAUCGACAGGCUGGAAAAAUUCAUCCACCUCGAGGUAGGUAGUCAAACGAUAAAAGUAUGGUUAGCUGUUGCCAUGACAAUAUCACUGUAGGUAGUCAAACGAUAAAAGUAUGGUUAGCUGUUGGCACGACAAUAUCACUGUAGGUAGUCAAACGAUAAAAGUAUGGUUAGCUGUUGCCAUGACAAUAUCACUGUAGGUAGUCAAACAAUAAAAUUAUGGUUAGCUGUUGCCAUGACAAUAUCACUGUAGGUAGUCAAACAAUAAAAUUAUGGUUAGCUGUUGCCACGACAAUAUCACUGUAGGUAGUCAAACGAUAAAAGUAUGGUUAGCUGUUGCCAUGACAAUAUCACUGUAGGUAGUCAAACAAUAAAAUUAUGGUUAGCUGUUGCCAUGACAAUAUCACUGUAGGUAGACAAACAAUAAAAUUAUGGUUAGCUGUUGCCACGACAAUAUCACUGUAGGUAGUCAAACAAUAAAAUUAUGGUUAGCUGUUGCCAUGACAAUACCACUGUAGGUAGACAAACAAUAAAAUUAUGGUUAGCUGUUGCCACGACAAUAUCACUGUAGGUAGUCAACAAUAAAAUGGGAUUGUUUGCUGUUGCCAUGACGAUAUCACUCGAACACUAACCCACAAGUAAAUGAAUCUAAAUUGUUCAGUUUUUUAGUGAAACAAUUUGGAGGAAAAUCAUAGGAAAAGAGAGGAAUAAGUAUAGGAUAAACCGGUUCUUAGCCUUCGUAUAAAUUGAGAGAAAGCGCAUGGAUUGAUUCAUCCAAUGGUGAAGCCUUUAUCCAAUAGUUACGGACCGACCGCAAUAUGUCAUCAUAAAAACCGGAAGUUACCGAUGUCUAUUUCCGUUCAGCAGUUCGCUCCCCCUCCCUCCCCUCCGCCCCCAACGGUAUAUAAAGCCCCCCCCCCGACGCCCCACCUUUCUACGCCAAGUUCUCAGAACCUACCGAGCCUUUUAGCGCGCCAUAAAAAUCCCGAAACUCACAGAGGGGGAGGGGUGGAGUUAUCUUUCCUUUUAAGACUUAGAGGUUUCAAUGUUCUAAAAAUACCACCUUGAAAUUUUAUUAGCAAUGUUAUUUCCUUCAAUAUAUUGUUCAGAGAUAAUUUUAAAAAUAAAUUAGAAUGUUAACGUACGUCCUUGUUGUAUGUUAAAAUAAAUUCCUUUAUUGCUUUUUUGAUUGACCAUCCCCAGUGGCUCGUCUUACUCGCCUCCAAUUUUGAACACUAAAGAAAUAAACCUAGUAUUAUAAUCACUACAAGCUCACUGGGGGCUGAAUUACAACCCCACCCCCCCCCCCCCCCCCCCCCCCNGAUUCAUCCAAUGGUGAAGCCUUUAUCCAAUAGUUACCGCCCGACCGCAAUAUGUCAUCAUAAAAACCGGAAGUUACCGAUGUCUAUUUCCGUUCAGCAGUUCGCUCCCCCUCCCCCCCCUCCGCCCCCAACGGUAUAUAAAGCCCCCCCCCCGACGCCCCACCUUUCUACGCCAAGUUCUCAGAACCUACCGAGCCUUUUAGCGCGCCAUAAAAAUCCCGAAACUCACAGAGGGGGAGGGGUGGAGUUAUCUUUCCUUUUAAGACUUAGAGGUUUCAAUGUUCUAAAAAUACCACCUUGAAAUUUUAUUAGCAAUGUUAUUUCCUUCAAUAUAUUGUUCAGAGAUAAUUUUAAAAAUAAAUUAGAAUGUUAACGUACGUCCUUGUUGUAUGUUAAAAUAAAUUCCUUUAUUGCUUUUUUGAUUGACCAUCCCCAGUGGCUCGUCUUACUCGCCUCCAAUUUUGAACACUAAAGAAAAAAACCUAGUAUUAUAAUCCCUACAAGCCCACUGGGGGCUGAAUUACAACCCCACCCCCCCCCCCCGCCCCACACACUUUUCCCCUAAGGUCCCCUCAGGCCCGUUCUUAGGGAUACUCUGACUACGCAUCCGCGUAGGGCCCCGAACGUGAGGGGGCCCCCGUGAGGCGCCCUCGAUCCCCCGAUUUUUUUUAAACUAGCACUGCAGCCGUCUGUAUCACUCACGUUACCUUCCUCAUCCUGAAAUGUAUCAUUCUGAGUUGAAUUCCAAGGCAGGGGAAGGGAAGCGGGGGAGCUUUGUGGAAAUAAGUACCACCAGAGCCAUUCUUAGGCAUAUAGGCAAACUAGGCAACCGCCUAGGGCCCCACUAUCUCCUGCAUGUCCUCAUAUUUCAGAAGUACACAUUUUCUCUAGUGGCGGAAUUAUCAAUAUGGUUAGUGGUUACACGGGAGCAAAGAGGAAACAUUGAUGAAGGCAGAAUGAAGGUGCAGCAGUGGUGGGUGGUGUUUUCUUCUCAGCUCAAGGGAGCUCCACCCCGGACCCCCCCCCCUUUCCGGGGCUACCAACCUACGCUCCAUGCUUAGGGCCCCCAAACUCCUAAGAACGGCUCUGGUCCCCUCGAAAAUCAGAAAAGCCCACAAACUAAAAAGAAUGUUCACUCCAAGUCAGGACGUGUCACGUGAUCAGCAGUUGCAGCUUUCUCACCUCUUCUCUUUUUUUUUCCAGGCCAGCGACAUUAAGCCGAAAAAGUGCGCCACGCCCCCAGAAUGCCACGAACCCCGUUCCCCCACAAAAAUGACGACGCCCCGCCCACCUCGGGUGCACUUGGUCAAAAAAACGUCCACCCCUAAGAUUCAUCCGUGCGGCUGCCCCCAGACUCCCCACUACAUCCUCGGGGAAGGCCUGGGCUCCGAGAACAGGCACUUCAUCUACCUGUGGAUGGAGACUUCAUGGCGGGACUUGGAAGGCUUCUCGGAGGACGUGGGCGUGAACGUCUGUGGGUUCCUCAACUCGGGGGGUGGCGUCAUGUGCGUGGGCGUGGAAGGGUACGGCAAAGUCUCCGGGACGCUCUUCAGCGAGCAGCAACAGCGCCAGGUGUCCGGCUGGAUGUCGGAAGUGGUCAAGCGCAUCAAGCCGGGUAUCGGCGAGGACGAAUACUCGCUGAGAUUCGUCAGCGUCUUCGAGCUAACCGCCGAGCAGGGGGAGAAGGGGAAAGGCGGCGCGCCCGGGGCGAAGCAAGCGGCCGGGUCGAGGCAGGCACCGGGGGCGAAGCAGGCGCCCCCGAGCGGCGCCGAGUUCGAGCGGAGGGACACCGGGAGGCGUGUCCUAGAGAUUUGCGUGAAGCCGUCAGAGCCGGUGACGUACCCAGAGAACCUGUACUCGUACUGCGACAAGCUGUACUUGAGGCGGGACGGCUCCACCAUGGAGAUCAAGCCAGAGACAACGGAGAUGGUGUGUAAGAGAAAAAAGAAAUAGCGACGGCGAUGAAGGUUUUAUUUUGGGAGUGUUGGAAGGGAGCGAACCCAAUUUUGUAGGCGUUUUUUUAAUACCUAAAGAACUCUCGUCCCGAACUUAAGAACCAUUUGUUGGUAUUAUUUUUUUUUUAAAUGAGAAAAAUAGAACAAUGAUAUUAAAAAU
This is a messenger RNA of Lymnaea stagnalis (great pond snail), 3909 nucleotides long. NCBI's taxonomy places the organism in Eukaryota, Metazoa, Mollusca, Gastropoda, Lymnaeidae. The record is from the annotation of a GenBank genome assembly.